Messenger RNA from Callorhinchus milii (elephant shark), 3976 nucleotides. Its product is annotated as transcription factor Dp-2. The transcript is spliced from 13 exons. Bases 284 to 1627 code for a protein of 447 amino acids. Lineage: Eukaryota; Metazoa; Chordata; Chondrichthyes; Chimaeriformes; Callorhinchidae. Gene Ontology annotation, cellular component: transcription regulator complex; nucleus. The record is from RefSeq and is a predicted model, not a curated record. Gene Ontology annotation, molecular function: RNA polymerase II transcription regulatory region sequence-specific DNA binding; DNA-binding transcription factor activity, RNA polymerase II-specific. Gene Ontology annotation, biological process: regulation of transcription by RNA polymerase II; regulation of cell cycle.
GGGAGAGAGGGGAUGUGACCGUAGGCACGGUCAGAGAAGAACGACUUCAGUUGACAUCUGAAGAUUGGCAAGGCUGAGGGAUUGAGGCAGAAGUAUCCAGAGUUUUCGGGUGUCGUGACUUAAAACAUGGCUGUUGACGGUGGAACCGAUGGGUCGAUGGAUGUGUAGGAGGCCGAAGCCAGCUGAUCGAGGGGGUGGAUCGCGGAGUGUGGUGUAAGCAGGUCGGAGAGGACUCAGAAAACGUCCAGACUGCAGUACCUUGCUAGUCCUGACUACAGAUACAAUGGCCAUAAAUUUUGGAAUAAUUAACACAAAAGGAGGACUGAAAGGAUUCACCGACCAAAAUCUCUUUUCAGCAAAGGGUAAUAUAUCCAUGGUCACAGCAGCACUUUCCAACAUCAGCUCACAAACCAAGAUCCUACCCAAAACCUUAGGCCCAGCAAACGUGAAUGUUGCACCCCAAAUGAUCAUAAGCACACCCCAACGCCUGAGCAACGCAGGGAGUGUUCUGAUCGGAAGUCCAUACACCCCAACGACAGCCAUGGUCACGCAGAGUCACAUCACCGAGCCCUCGGGCUGGGUUCCAGGGAGCAGAAAACGCACCCACGAGUUUAUUGAAUCUGAUUUUUCAGAUAACAAAAGGAGCAAGAAGGGGGAUAAGAAUGGAAAGGGUCUGCGGCACUUUUCAAUGAAAGUGUGUGAGAAAGUGCAGCGCAAAGGGACCACCUCGUACAAUGAAGUGGCCGAUGAGCUGGUGGCCGAGUUCAGUAAUUCCAAUAACCACGUGACUUCUGAUUCUCAGGCAUACGAUCAGAAAAAUAUCCGGCGCCGGGUUUACGAUGCACUAAAUGUCCUGAUGGCCAUGAACAUAAUUUCCAAGGAGAAGAAAGAAAUUCGGUGGAUUGGACUUCCCACCAACUCUGCUCAAGAAUUUCAGAACCUCGAGGCGGAGAAACAGAGGCGAAUAGAGCGAAUAAAGCAAAAGCGGGCUCAGCUCGAGGAGCUAAUACUACAGCAAAUUGCGUUCAAAAAUCUGGUGCAAAGGAACCGACAGUCAGAACAGCAAACACAGAAUGCCCCAGCACCCAACUCUACUAUUCAGCUGCCUUUCAUCAUAGUCAACACCAGCAAGCGGACGGUCAUAGACUGCAGUAUCUCCAGUGACAAGUUUGAAUAUCUCUUCAACUUUGACAACACCUUUGAGAUUCAUGACGACAUUGAAGUCCUGAAGCGGAUGGGCAUGUCCUUCGGUUUGGAAUCAGGCAAAUGUACCCCGGAAAACCUGAAAACAGCCAACUCCUUGGUGCCCAAGGUUUUACAGCCUUACGUCGCAGAAAUGGCCGAAGGAUCAUCUUGGCCAAACCACGAAGUGCCUACUGACUUAAUGCAAACCACCACUGCCUUAACAGCGGGCUCACUCUCUCAGUCAAGCGUGAACCCAGGACUAUCUUUGGACGUAGAAGUUGCCUUGGCGACUGGACAGUUCCUUGCUGCAGGAAGCAGACACUCGAGCAGCAUCGCUUCUCACUACGAGUCGCGAGGCGAGACGCCGUGCUCCUUCAACGAGGACGAUGACGAGGACGACGAAGAGGAGGACGACUGCUCUUCCCUGGUCGAGGGAGAGUAAAGACAAGAGUGCUGGCAUUCUUCUCCGGCUGCUCCGUAUUGCUUUUUAAUUAAGCUGUACUGUACUCUGUGCCACCACCUGCUGUUGCCGUGUUUAUGACCGUCCCCUGCAGACUGAAAGCUGAGGGAGAGAGAGAGGCGUAAAAGGAACAAUCGUUCUGUGUGUGAACGGGCGGCUCUCCUCCCAGUCCUGGUUCCUGCGCCUGUACAGAUCCAGUUAGAAAAGAACCAGAGCUUGACAUUGGCUGGCACAGUUUUAAGAGGUGCUAUUGAGUGGGAGAUUUUUUUUCCAUUAGAUUUGUUUGCCCCCUAUUUUAUCUUUUUUUUUAAAAAAAAAAAGCCCUUUGAGGUGGUCAGUCUGGCUGUUUGGCAUUUCCAGUGUUGGUGUUGUUCGUAAACGCAUCUUAGGCUUCUAUGAGUGGCGCCUGGAUCUAGAUUCGGGGCUGUUGAGGCACAGAAAUGACACUGUUCUAAGCUGUGUCGACAAAACGUUACUUUGUCGAAAAUACAGGAACCACCCAGGUUUUAAAACCGAUUUGAGACAUGUCCUUUACGAAUUAACAAGGGGUUUCAAAGCUGUGCUAACACGAAGAGUUCCAAAGAAAUAACCAGCUCUGAUGUUGAUGGAAGCUAAUGCUUAACAUGUAUUUGGAAAAUCUUUUUUUUCCCGUCCUUCCCUCCCCUUCCUUACGGCCAUAAAAUUCUCCAUGAGCAAUGUUACUUUUUCACUCUUAAAUUUCCACUUGGGUAAAUGCCGUUUCUCCCUGGGUUUCAGUUAAAAGCCAAACGUGACGUGCCUCAAGGCUGAUGUGCUUCUUCUGCACACAGAGGAAAGCAAAUGGCUGGUCAACCCACCUCUCUUGGCGAGGGGCAAACACGUUUAGCAGCUUAGUGCAUACUUUUGUUCUGGGUUUCAACCUGAUUCCUUUUUUAACUCCUCUCUACAGUAUCCUGACAGAUUCUAUUUUCCUUUCUCCUGUAUUUCCCAGUUCAAUAUUUGCUCCUUAUGAAUUCACCCCACCACUCCCAGCAUACCAACUUCCUCCGUAAAGGGACAAUAUCAAACGAGACACGUAUAUCUAAGCUGUGUCGACAGCGACAAGUAGAACUAUUCAAUAAUUUAUGACCAUUCUUUCCCACGCCACCUUUUCCUUACCACCCUGCCUGUCUGCAGGCUUAUUAAACCUUGUAAAGCUGGCUUGGUUUGUAAAUAAUUAGCCGUGUUAUUAAUUUUCUCCCCAUUUAGGUUUUGCAUCCACUUUGUAGAAAUAAUUUCAUUGUGUGUGUGCACAUAAAAUGCAUUUCUCCUGUUCUGCUGCAAGUGGGAAGUUAACGCAACCUUUCAGUAUGGUUUAAAACCAGGGUAUGGUUAUCCAUUGUGCUGAUGAUCACACCUGCAUGGGCUUUGAUGACAAUGCAGUGACUUAUUCCUGUGUUAUCGAGCAGAUUUAUUUCUAUGUUAACUAAAACAUUUGUAUGGUAGACAAUGGAAUAAAGACGAUUUUGUGAGGAUAUUUUUCUAAACAGGCCUUCAGCAGCAUCGCUAAUAUGUUCCUAUAAACUGUUCAGGAAUUCUUGUGAAGACCCGCCUUCACAUGAAACCUGUAUUUCUACUGCUCUGUUGUUUAACACGUGUAUAGCUCCGUGGUUUAGUACACACGUGAUGAACGUGAUGAGCAGGGGCGUAGCUUUGGCACGAUGGACUGACUGCACUGCCAGAGUGGAAGGAUGCAAAUGCAUUGCACCUCUCGCUCCCCCUUAUGCCACUUGCACGAUGCUGGAUUGUGAGCGCAGGGAGCGGAUUUAUACUACGCAGCCAUCCAGUUUGGAACCAAUUUGAUGCAUUAUGUGCAGACGUUUUGAUGGUGGGUACAAGUGCGUAGGUCUCAUUUGUCAAAACAAUGUUUUGGUCUUUUCGAAUCCAGUUUUGUAUUGGCAAGGCAGCUUUCUAACACUACACGUUUAACAUCAAAUCAACACUAAAAGGGGUAUUCUCUUCUGAACCAGGCCGUCCGUGUAGGAAGGUGGAAUUGAAUAAUGGGCUUCUGGUCAAAGUCCCUCAGCAAAAAAAAGACAAAUUUAUAACCAUUCUUUCAUAAGCCUAUUUCCUGUUGUAGUGUUUAUCAGGUAGACCUCUUGUGCUUGCUGGGUGGCUUCUGUUCUCAGUGCGAAGGCACUGAUUUUAGUUUCAGAACUAUUUUUUUUACAACCUGAAAACAAGUCAAAGCCAACUUGGCAGACACCUGUGCGUAAACGCAAUGAAUUUAACAAGCUGUCAAAGGAGCAAUUGUUCUUAAAUUCUGUUCCUUCAAACUUGUCAACAAUUAAAAUAAAUCCUUGAUGCUCCCAA